UUUCAGUUCAUUGUAGGAAGUUUUCCGUUCGAGGUUCGACAGUGGUUUAACGGAGGGACGAGAAGUCGGAAACCAGAACGGUAUGGACUCUCGAGGCAGAAGUCGAAGUCCCAGUCCUGCACAGAGAGACCACAGUGGACCUUCAGAAGACGAGUCUAGUCCAGCAGCAGAGAGGCCCCAACAGGCUGACUCGGCUGAGAGAAGCCCCAAAGAGAGGUCGUCUCCUCAGGCCAGUCCUGCUGGCAGUCCCCCCUCCAGGAGCCCUGCCUCCAGCAGCUCAGACAGCAGCAGUAGCAGCAGUGAUGAUGAGGAUGAACAUCAUGGGGCACUGAGGAAGAUUAGGAGCAGUGUGGCUCAGAUCAAAAGAUCAAGGUCGAAGUCCAGGUCCAGGGAGCAAGACAGAUCCCUAUCCAGGGAGAGAGACGGAUCCAGGUCCAGGGAGAGAGAUGGAUCCAGGUCCAGGGAGAGAGACAGAUCCAGGUCCAGGGAGAGAGACGGAUCCAGGUCCAGGGAGAGAGACAGAUCAAGAUCCAGAGGACGAGACAGGUCUGGGUCAAGAGGACGAGACAGGUCCGGAUCAAGGGGCAGAGACGGGUCCGGGUCAAGAGGCAGAGACAGGUCCAGGUCCAGGUCCAAAGGACGAAACAGGUCCAGGUCCAGAGGACGAGACAGGUCCAGGUCCAGAGAGAGAGGCCGGGAGCGCUACAACAGAGGGCGCUAUAUUCGGGACCGCUAUGAUGAUCGCCGUGAAGACAGAGGCGGGCGUUUUGACCGGCGGACCAAUCGGGAUGCAGAGUCAGACCACAGGAGGCGCGGCCGCUCAGCCUCCCCUCCAACAGACAGGGAGACAGCGGUGGCUGAUGAGCCGCCGGUCAAGAAGAAGAAGGAGGAGCUCGACCCGAUCCUGACGAGGACUGGUGGAGCUUACAUCCCCCCCGCCAAGCUACGCAUGAUGCAGCAGCAAAUCACUGACAAGAGCAGCCUGGCCUAUCAGAGGAUGAGCUGGGAGGCUCUGAAGAAGUCCAUAAAUGGUCUGAUCAACAAAGUCAAUGUGUCAAACAUCAUCAACAUCAUCCAGGAGCUGCUGCAGGAGAACAUCGUCAGGGGGAGGGGUCUGCUGGCUCGCUCAGUGCUGCAAGCUCAGGGAGCGUCUCCGAUCUUCACUCAUGUUUACGCCGCCGUCGUCGCCAUCAUCAACUCCAAGUUUCCUCAGAUCGGAGAGUUGAUCCUCAAGCGCCUCAUCCUGAACUUCAGGAAGAGCUAUCGUCGUAACCUCAAGCAACAGUGCCUGACAGCCUCAAAGUUUGUGGCCCACCUCAUCAACCAGAAUGUGGCCCACGAGGUUUUGUGUCUGGAGAUGCUCACUCUGCUGCUGGAGCGUCCGACUGACGACAGCGUGGAGGUCGCCAUCUCCUUCCUGAAGGAGUGUGGCCUCAAACUGACCGAGGUGUCCCCGCGAGGAAUCAAUGCCAUAUUUGAGCGCCUCAGGAACGUCCUCCAUGAGUCGGCCAUUGAUAAGAGGGUCCAGUACAUGAUUGAGGUGAUGUUCGCCAUCAGGAAGGACGGUUUCAAAGAUCAUCCAGUGAUCCCAGAAGGCCUGGACCUCGUGGACGAGGAAGACCAGUUCACCCACAUGCUGCCACUGGAUGAUGAGUACAACCCCGAGGACAUCAUCAAUGUGUUUAAGAUGGACCCAGACUUCCUGGAGAACGAGGAGAAAUACAAAACCAUUAAAAGAGAUAUCCUGGAUGAGGGCAGCAGUGAUUCAGGGGAGGAGGGAGAUGGCAGUGACGAAGAUGACGACGAUGAAGAUGAGAACGAGGAGCAGGAAACAGACGAGAAGGUCACCAUCUUUGAUCAGACUGAAGUCAACCUGGUUGCUUUCAGAAGAACUAUCUACCUCGCUAUCCAAUCCAGUUUGGACUUUGAGGAGUGUGCUCACAAACUGAUCAAGAUGGACUUUCCUGACAGCCAGACGAAGGAGCUGUGUAACAUGAUCCUGGACUGCUGCGCUCAACAGAGGACCUACGAGAAGUUCUUUGGCCUGCUGGCCGGGAGGUUCUGUUUGCUGAAGAAGGAGUACAUGGAGAGUUUUGAGGGGAUUUUUUCGGAGCAGUACGACACAAUUCACCGACUGGAGACCAACAAGCUGAGAAACGUGGCUCGACUGUUCGCUCACCUGCUCUACACAGACUCUGUGCCCUGGAGUGUGUUGGAGUCUAUCAGGAUGAGUGAAGAGACCACAACGUCGUCCAGCAGGAUCUUUGUGAAGAUCCUUUUCCAGGAGCUCUGUGCCUACAUGGGCCUCCCCAGACUCAACCAGAGGCUCAAAGACCCGACUCUGCAGCCGUUCUUUGAAGGUCUUUUUCCUCGUGAUAAUCCCAGAAACACUCGCUUCGCCAUCAACUUCUUCACCUCGAUUGGACUGGGAGGAUUGACGGACGAGCUGAGGGAACAUUUGAAGAACGCUCCCAAGAUGAUCAUGACUCAGAACCAGGAAGUGGAAUCCUCUGAUUCCUCGUCAUCCUCUUCAUCGUCCUCGUCCUCUUCUGACUCCUCCUCCUCAGACUCCUCCAGCGAAUCAGAUUCAGACUCGUCAGACUCUGACUCCUCCUCUAGCAGCAGCAGCAGCUCAGACUCAGAUGCCAAACACAAGAAGAAGAAGAAGAGAAAAGAACAAAGUGAGGAGAAAAAGAAGAAGAAAGAGAAGGUGCAGAAGAAGAAGGACAAACCUUCUGACAAGAAGCGAGCCAGACACAAGAAGGACGACGAGGAGGAGGACAGCGACGACGAGAAGCAGGCGAGGAAGGACAGGAAAGGCCGUGCACGUGAGGCGGAGGAGCGUGAGCAUGCACGUGUGGCCAUGGAGCGCGAGCGUGCACGUGAGGGCGCCCGCCGGAGCAGACGAGAUGAAAGAUCAGAAGAAAGAGAGCUGCAGGAGGAGGAGAGGAGACGAAAAAUGGACGUUCCAGACAGACAAAGAGAUGGAGAGAGGGAGAGAGAGAGAGACAGAGGGAGGGAAAGAGAGAGAGCCAGAGAGAGAGAGAAUGAGGAGAAGAGAGAGAGGGAGAGAGAGCGAGAGAAGCAGAGGGAUAGAGAGAGGAAUAAAGAGAACAGAGACAGGAACAGAGAGAGAGAGGAGAGGAGGAGGAGAUAAAACUCCUCAUCUCUCCGUCCCUAAGCAGCAGUGAUGGACUGAUGACUGACAGACGAGUGAAGUCUCCAUCUCUUCCUUCAGUCAUCCCUCUCUCCUUUCCUCGCCCUGUCACUCUCUGGUGUUUUGGAUUUGGGACCUCCCUCCCUCUCUCUCUCAGUUCCUCUCUGUCCCUGCCUGUCUGUAUUUUCUAUUGAUUUUUGUUGUUGAUGAAUGAAAUGUGGAAAACAAACGAAAAAAAUAACGAAAACAUUAAAGUUGUUUCAGAUGUUUUUU
Molecule: messenger RNA, 3430 nt
Organism: Chelmon rostratus (copperband butterflyfish)
Lineage: Eukaryota; Metazoa; Chordata; Actinopteri; Chaetodontiformes; Chaetodontidae
Gene: cwc22
Product: CWC22 spliceosome associated protein homolog
Exons: 20
Coding region: 83-3157 (1024 amino acids)
Biological process (GO): mRNA splicing, via spliceosome
Cellular component (GO): catalytic step 2 spliceosome
Molecular function (GO): protein binding; RNA binding
Source: RefSeq, a predicted model, not a curated record